Messenger RNA from Nerophis ophidion (straightnose pipefish), 1615 nucleotides. RefSeq names its product histamine N-methyltransferase-like. The transcript has 7 exons. Lineage: Eukaryota; Metazoa; Chordata; Actinopteri; Syngnathiformes; Syngnathidae. The record is from RefSeq and is a predicted model, not a curated record. Bases 165 to 1049 code for a protein of 294 amino acids. Gene Ontology annotation, molecular function: N-methyltransferase activity.
UAUGACGUCAUGUUUGCACCUCGUGACCAACGUCUUCUUCUACGGUCCACUUCCUGGUUCCUACUUCCGCCUUUGUGCUCGGCGUAAAAAGGCGCCUUUCUUGAACAAACGACAUCGACCUGCACCCGGACUCGUCGUCUAUGGUGUCGCUUUGAUUUUGUGCCAUGGCGUCUCCACUGAAGAGUCUGGUUAAUGAUGAUAGCAGAUACCAGAAGGCCUUCCAUCUUUUUCUGGAGCGCUCCUCGGAACAUCAGUGCAUGCAGGACUUCAUCCACAAAGUCCUGCCAGACAUCUUGUCCGGCAUCGGAAAUGGGAAGUCCCACCUUAACGUCAUAGGAGUUGGGAGCGGCGAUGGUCACAUUGACCUGGAGAUGUUCUCCGAGCUGCGUCUGAAACACCCAGGGGUGACGGUGGAUCACCAGGUGGUGGAACCCAGCACCCAGCAGCUUUACAGCUACAAAGUGUUGGUGGCGCAGAGGUCCGACUUAGGUUACAUCACCUUCAACUGGAACAAGAUGACCUCCUCGGAGUUUGAGGAUCAAUGGAAAUCAAAGCAGAUGACGAAGAAAGCGGACUUCAUCCACAUGGUUCAGAUGCUGUACUACGUGGCGGACAUUGAAGCCACCAUCAGAUUCUUCCGGAGUCUCCUUGACAAGAACGGGAAGCUUCUCAUUAUUCUGGUGUCUGGUGAGAGCGGCUGGGGAACUCUGUGGAGGACUUUCCGUAGUCAGUUGUGCGCCUGUGAAAUAAGUCAGUGUGUCACCACGGCGGACGUCAAAGUCUUCUUGGACUCGGUGGGAGCCAAAUACGCCAGCUACGCGCUGCCUUCUCAGAUGGACAUCACCGAGUGUUUCGCAGAGGGCGACGAGAACGGCGAGCUUCUGCUCGAUUUCCUCACAGAGGUGGAUCGCUUCGGUCACACGGCGCCGCCGCAACUCAAGGCUGACGUGUUGAAGUUGCUGCGAGACCCCGCCUGCUCCCGGGAGUCCAAUGGGAGGGUUAUCUUCAAUAACACCCUGGAGGUGGUCGUUGUGGAUCCACCCACAUAAAAGGGUAAAUGUACGGACUGUAAAACAUCAAAUACUAAUUGAAGAAAAGCCUCUUUGAUCUUUUUGUAAUUCUUCCAACUAUUUCUAUUCAUUUCUAAUAUUCAUUGUAAUAGUAGUUGUAAUAUUAAUUGUGCUGUGUGCAUACUUUUUUGGCAUGAAAUCUUUGUGUGAUGGAACUUUUAUUCAUUUUUUUUUGUUCAAUUCAGCACUUACUGUGAAACCUAUAAACAAAAUUCUUAGGGCCCAAUUUCUCCACUACAGAGAGGCCCGUUUAAAUAUUAACACUGAAUUAGUCAUCUUGAUAUUCACGGUAUUCAAUUAUUUUAUCUAACCUCCUUUCAGUCUAACGAGACAAACCUUGUUAAAUAAUAUGACAGCAUGUGUUCAUCACAAAGAUUAUUAUCAAGGCUUAGGUUAGGCUGAUUACAAAAUAAUACUGAAAAAAAAAAAAGCACUCCAAAAUCAAAUACAAUUACACACUAUAAAAAAUUAUGAAUUUUGACUAAAUUAUUAAAAAUUUAAGUUUCUUAAAUAAACUGUCAAUAAAAUUAAAGUACAAAUGAAAA